Stomoxys calcitrans (stable fly) is the source of this 1140-nucleotide messenger RNA. RefSeq lists its product as uncharacterized. NCBI's taxonomy places the organism in Eukaryota, Metazoa, Arthropoda, Insecta, Diptera, Muscidae. Bases 1 to 1140 code for a protein of 379 amino acids. The record is from RefSeq and is a predicted model, not a curated record. The transcript has 2 exons.
AUGUCUGCCCUGUACUUCUCCAAUACAUCUGCCCUUUACUUCUCCAAUGCAUACACUGCACCCUUUCUAUUAAGAUUGCUGACAUUCCAGUAUACGCAAAUCAUGGUCCUCAAAACGUUUGCGGGAAUCGUCAACAUAGAAGCGUUCCUAGCGGAGAAAUUGGCUCAUAUAAAAAUGAGCUUCAUUUCUGAAAUAGACAUCAUUUUCUAUUGUGAACUAACUCUAAUAAUAAUGCGAGUCUUCAUUAUAAUGUGUUUAGUGGCAGCCGCUUGCGCCCAAUCUGGAUACAACUAUGAUAAAGGAAAUGGAAAUAAUGGAGGCGGCUUCGGAGGAGGAAGAGGUGUACUGGCCGGAGGCUUUGGAGGAGGAAAAGGUAGCUCUGGUGGAUCAAGGGGUUUAGCAGGUGGCUUAUUUGGAAGCCUUGGAAGUGACAGUUACAACCAAGGAUCUAGCUCCGAUGAAGCUCCAUUUUUCGAUGUUUUACAUUUGGAUUCCGAUUCGGAUUCUCCCUUAGGCAGUUCCAGCUCCCCUGUACCUACAUUUGGUUCUAGACCGUCACCUGGCUCCAGACCUUUCCUUGGUUCAUCUGGCGGCCCUGUAGCAGCCUCUUCCUUUAAUGCUCCUGUGGAGACUGCUGUAGAAAAUCAAUUCUUCACCUAUACUGCGGAUGAAAGUGAUUUCCAAGAUCCUCAAGCUACGAAUCAAUUUGCCAACUCCGUAAAACAAGGUGUACGUGUAGUGUUUAUUAAAGGUCCUGAAAACAAUGCCUUGGAAAAUGCUGCCCUAGCUCUGGCUAAACAAACUGCCAGUCAAAAGACCGACAUUUAUGUGCUUAACAAACAGACAGAUCUUGCCGCUCUGGCCAAUAAAUUGAACGCCGAAAAUAACAAUUCCAACAACAAACCAGAAGUGCGUUUUGUGAAAUAUCGCACUCCUCAAGAUGCUGCCAAUGCUCAGAGGGCUAUCCAAGCGGAAUACAAUGCUUUGGGCGGAAAAUCCCAGAACAUCAAUGGUGGCGUUGCUUCGUCCUUGAAUUUUGCCUCUAGAGCCCCAUUUGCUCCAGCCAGUCAUGGAUCCUUUGGUGGUGCCACAAAACGCGAAUAUCUUCCAGCUUCCAUAUUUCGUCGAUUCCGUUUCUAG